AAACACGUCACAAUCCAUUCAUUUUGUUCUUUUUAAUUUAUUUUGGCAUCUGAUUUUUAUGAUCGGAGCAUCCAACAAUUUCACUUAUACUUUGCACAAUUUCGUUUGUUAAUCGGCGAUCAUCGACAGCUAAAUGUUAUCACAACCGGAUUCUACUGAAUCAUUACCACUUGCGACGCCGGAAUCCGCCAUCGGUGAACCACCACCGCCGUCAUCCUCCUCCGAAGAUCUCUUCUCUUCCGCUUCCCUCGCAUGUGCCUCUGGCUCUGCCUCCUCCCCAUCCUUAUCCGACGACAACCAAAAACCCUCUCCCUCCCCUGUUCCUUCUCAAAAUCGUCCUCAGAUCCCCAUUACAUGGCCGUCUGGUGGUGCUCUAACCCUAGAUUGGGUCACAAACCUCAUGUCAACCUUCGAUUGGGCAUCCAAGAACCUCAGGCCGUCGGAACUCCCUACGGUGCUGCCGGUGGAAGUUUUCGACGCUCUCGUGCUCACCGCGUCGAAGAUCUUACAUAAAGAGCCGAAUUGGAUUCCGAUUGAACCUGGUAGUGAUGGUGUGGUGGGAUCGAGUGUGGUCGUUGUAGGAGAUGUGCAUGGGCAGUUGCAUGAUGUGUUAUUUUUGUUGAAAGAUGCCGGGCUUCCAUCUGAAAAUAGGUUCUUUGUGUUUAAUGGCGAUUAUGUUGACAGAGGAGCUUGGGGUCUUGAAACUUUUCUUCUUUUGCUAGCUUGGAAAGUGUUUAUGCCACAAAGAGUUUUCCUACUUCGUGGGAAUCAUGAAUCCAAAUACUGCACCUCAGUUUAUGGAUUUGAAAAGGAAGUUCUUGCCAAAUAUGGUGAAAAAAAGGAUGGAAAACACGUAUACCGAAAAUGUCUAGGAUGUUUUGAAGGACUUCCUCUUGCUUCCAUUAUAGCAGGACAAGUUUACACAGCACAUGGUGGGGUUUUUCGUAAUAUUCCUUCUACCCCAUCAAAAAGAUCCAAAGGAAAGAAGAACCGAAAAGUCACACUGAAUCCAGACUCACUUCCCUUAUCUCUUGGCUCAUUAGAUGAAUUACUGAAAGCUAGAAGAUCUGUUCUUGAUCCUCCAUGGGAAGGCCAUAAUUUGAUUCCUGGAGAUGUUUUAUGGUCUGAUCCUUCAAUGAAACCAGGCCUAUCUCCAAAUAAAGAAAGAGGUAUUGGCCUUUUGUGGGGCCCAGACUACACACAAGAAUUCUUAAAGAAAAACAAUCUUAAGUUAAUUAUUAGAUCUCAUGAAGGUCCUGAUGCAAGGGAAAAAAGACCUGGUCUUGGAGGAAUGGAUGAAGGGUAUACAAUAGAUCAUGUUGUUGAAUCUGGGAAACUAAUUACUGUCUUUAGUGCUCCAGAUUAUCCACAGUUUCAGGCAGCAGAGGAGAGGUACAAAAACAAAGGGGCAUACAUUGUCUUGGAAUCCCCUAAUUUUGAUACCCCAAUCUUUCAUAGUUUUGAAGCCAUAACACCAAGACCUAAGGUGAACCCGUACUAUGACUUUGAGGAUGUGAUUGAUUCAGAUGAAGAGUUAGAUCUAACGAUGAUGGUGGAGGCUUCCUGAAUGUUAUAAUUAUUUCUCUCCUGAUUGAUUUAUUAUAUAACUUGUUUUGUGUAUGUGUUUUAUAUUUUGCAAUUUGCAUAGUCUUUUGGUAUAGGAGGUCAAGUGUUAAUGAACUGC
Messenger RNA from Lactuca virosa, 1684 nucleotides. The record is from the annotation of a GenBank genome assembly. Lineage: Eukaryota; Viridiplantae; Streptophyta; Magnoliopsida; Asterales; Asteraceae.